CUAGGCAUAAUAAUAAUACACACCGUCUACUUAUCUACCAGGGCAGAUAGUAAUAAUAAUAAUACCAAUAUCAGAGACAUGCAGAAUGACUGGACCACCAGGCCAAGUCGCGGCUGGCGUCAUUGCCCUUUUUUUUGGUCUUCCGCUUCGACACCUUUCAUCAUAUCUGGAGGGGUUGACUUUGGCUUAUCCAUCUCUUCCUUGAAUGCGACCAUUGCCCUCAUUCCAGUUGGUCAUGUCGUUUGUGUCCGUGAUGCGAUCAGACACAUCCUCUUUUUGCACCUCCACUCCCGUGUUUACUGCCGUUGCCAUUGUUAAAUGAUAGGCAAAAGGUCACAUCAAUGGAGUAAUCAUUUAGUAGCUGUCAUUAGCCACCGGUAAGUGUGAAUGAAUAAUGAUGCUAA
Aspergillus novofumigatus IBT 16806 is the source of this 404-nucleotide messenger RNA. RefSeq lists its product as uncharacterized. The coding region runs from base 79 to 318 and encodes 79 amino acids. The transcript has a single exon. The record is from RefSeq and is a predicted model, not a curated record. Lineage: Eukaryota; Fungi; Ascomycota; Eurotiomycetes; Eurotiales; Aspergillaceae.